GGAUAGUGACAGAGAGAGGCAGAUGGAAGCGACGCAAACGCCCACCAGCCUGAUUUCUCUUCCACCUCCUCUCGCAAACACGGCUUUGUGUGUAAUGAUUAACCGAUCGGAGAAAGGCGAGAAGAUACCACCUCAGCCCUCAUAGGAAGUGACACAUGCACAGCAACAUUAUAUAAACACACAGUGUCUUCGAUCAGAGAACAGUGAACAUGACCGGACCAAAAGGAGGAUACUACAAAGCAGAAUUGGGGGAGCCACACAAAUUUGACCCCACAUUCAGAGGACCUGUUCACAACAGGGGCUGCACAGACGUGCUUUGCUGUGUGAUCUUUGUCAUCGUCAUCCUCGGUUACAUCGUUCUGGGAACAGUGGCUUGGUUGCAUGGGGAUCCCCGGAAAGUGGUCUACCCGACAGACAGCUAUGGGCAGUUCUGUGGACAGCAGGGUACUCCUAAUGCAAAUAAAGCCAUAUUAUUUUACUUCAAUAUUUUACAAUGUGCCAAUCCUACAGUCCUCAUUAACCUCCAGUGCCCUACAACUCAGCUGUGUGUAUCCAAGUGCCCAGACAGAUUUGCCACAUACAUCGACAUGCAAUACAACUAUAGACGCAAUAAGAGCUACUGGGAUUACUACAAGCUAUUCUGCAAGCCGGGCUUCAACAAUCCUGAUAAGGCCGAUACUUCACACAUGUACACUCCAGCAGUUCUCCAGAGGUGCUUUCCCGAUUUCAUCACCAGAAACGGGACAUUAACUGUUGCCAACAAAACAAGCUUCAAGGAUGGACACGGUAAAAUCAGAAGUGUCGUCGAUCUGAGAGAUGCAGCAAAUGGCAUCACCAGCCUGUUGGAUGCAAAGGAGGUGGGCGUCAAAAUCUUUGAGGAUUACGCCAGCUCGUGGUUUUGGAUCCUAAUUGGUCUGGUGAUAAGUAUGCUGGUCAGUCUGAUCUUCAUUCUGCUGCUGAGGUUCACCGCUGGCGUUCUCUUCUGGAUGGUGAUCUUUGGGGUCAUCGCGGCUGUGGGCUAUGGAAUAUGGCAUUGUUACUGGGAGUACAGUUCACUCAAGGGGAAGCCGGACUCUGACAUUACCAUCUCAGACAUCGGAUUCCAGACUGACUUCCGGGUUUACUUGCAGCUGAGUCAGACCUGGCUCAUAUUCAUGAUCUCCUUGGCUGUCAUUGAAGCUAUCAUCAUCUUAGUACUGAUAUUCCUGCGGAACAGAGUUCGUAUUGCCAUUGCUCUUCUAAAGGAGGGCAGCAAGGCGAUUGGCUGCAUCAUGUCAACACUGUUCUAUCCCAUCAUCACCUUCCUGCUUCUGGCUCUUUGUAUUGCAUACUGGGCUGUUACAGCUGUUUUCCUGGCAUCAUCUGGUGACGCAGUAUAUAAAGUAAUGUCAACGCUACCCGACUGCAAGUAUACCAACCUCACCUGUGACCCAGAGACCUUCAGUCAAUCCAACGUGACUAAACUGUGUCCAGGCUCCCAGUGCACAUUUGCUUUUUACGGUGGGGAGAGUUUGUACCACCGUUACAUCUUUGUUCUUCAGCUCUGCAAUUUGCUGGUCUUCCUCUGGCUGGUGAAUUUCACCAUCGCUCUGGGUCAGUGCACCCUCGCCGGGGCGUUCGCCUCGUAUUACUGGGCCUUGAGGAAGCCAGCAGACAUCCCACCUUGCCCCUUGGCUUCAUCAUUUGGCAGGGCUUUAAGGUAUCACACAGGCUCUCUUGCGUUUGGAGCUUUGAUUCUGUCCAUUGUACAGUUCAUCCGGAUUAUUCUGGAGUACCUCGACCACAAACUGAAAGGUGCUCACAAUGCAUUUACACGCUUCCUGCUGUGCUGCCUAAAAUGCUGUUUCUGGUGCCUAGAGCACUUCAUCAAGUUCAUGAACAGGAAUGCUUACAUUAUGAUUUCAAUAUAUGGGAAGAAUUUCUGUGCCUCAGCGCGAGACGCUUUCUUUCUGUUAAUGAGGAACGUUAUGAGAGUUGCUGUUCUGGACAAGGUGACUGACUUCCUGCUGUUCUUGGGCAAACUGCUGAUCUCAGGGAGUGUGGGUGAGUCAACCUUUUCAUUUUGGUGUAACAGAAUAUGUGUAAUCCAGGAAGAGGUGCCAUCAUUAAAUUAUUAUUGGGUCCCUCUGCUGACUGUGAUAUUUGGAUCAUAUAUGAUUGCACACGGGUUCUUUAACGUCUAUGCCAUGUGUGUAGAUACAUUGUUCCUCUGCUUCUUGCUUGAUCUGGAGAAGAACGACGGCUCGGCGACCCGGCCGUAUUACAUGGGCAGCAGCCUGCGUGCCAUCCUCAACAAGAAGAACAAGAGACCAGAGGAGAAAAAGAAACGUAGAAAACAUAAGAAGGAGCAACCAAACAAAAGGCACUGACAUGUAAAACACAGAUUCUGGUUAUUAUGGUAAAUGGACUGAUUUAAACAAUAUUCAGUCAUGUAUGUAGAUAGUUUUGUAUUAUAAAUCUCAUUAGAAGCCCAAAAAUUUAAAUACAAGAAUCUUUGUACUGAUCUGCAUCUUUCUGGUUAUUAUGCAAGUAAAUAUAAUUGACAGUAAGCAACUAAAUGAAUUGAGAUGAUUUCCUGUUUAUGGAUGUAUGGAAAUGUCUUUGUGUGGAUUUUUGUAGAUUUUUGUCAUUUUUUUAACCAAUUCUUGUCUUUUAUAUGACCAUUGCAUUUUGUUAGCACCCAUUUGGGGUGAAACUGACACUUCUCUCAUAUUGAGAAAAUAACCGGUAACAUUUAUUCGCUGUUCACUAAAUGAAUUUUUCUCAACUUUUGUAAGUUGCUGUUUGUAAUUUCAGUUCAGCUGAAGUGCCUUAUUCGAACACGCAGUUAACAGCUCUUUUAACCUCAACCACAUGUUGAUAUGAGCCAUUUUCUGCUGUGCAGAGCUUCUAACUCUAUUUAUUCUUUCAUUACUGCUCUUAUUCAUCCAUCCAACUGCAUUUCUCAUCAGGCCCAAUGCUCUCUAGCAGUAGGAGGUUACACUCCUUCAGUGUGAUUUUAUUGUGUCCGUUCACACUUCAUUUUAGCCAAGGAAGGACUUGAAUUUAUCUUAACACCUUCAUAUGAAUAUGUGUACAGAGUAGUGGUAGUUAUUUUAUGUGAACUAAUUUCUGCUCAUAUUU
Molecule: messenger RNA, 3123 nt
Organism: Sinocyclocheilus rhinocerous
Lineage: Eukaryota; Metazoa; Chordata; Actinopteri; Cypriniformes; Cyprinidae
Product: choline transporter-like protein 5-B
Exons: 22
Coding region: 210-2369 (719 amino acids)
Biological process (GO): transmembrane transport
Cellular component (GO): membrane
Molecular function (GO): transmembrane transporter activity
Source: RefSeq, a predicted model, not a curated record